This is a messenger RNA of Helianthus annuus (common sunflower), 1440 nucleotides long. RefSeq names its product COBRA-like protein 4. The transcript has 5 exons. Lineage: Eukaryota; Viridiplantae; Streptophyta; Magnoliopsida; Asterales; Asteraceae. Gene Ontology annotation, biological process: cellulose microfibril organization; plant-type cell wall cellulose biosynthetic process. Gene Ontology annotation, cellular component: plasma membrane. The coding region runs from base 99 to 1238 and encodes 379 amino acids. The record is from RefSeq and is a predicted model, not a curated record.
UUGUAGCGGCAUAUGAUAUCUUUGAUCCGACCGCAAACAUAACUGUUACUUGGGAUGUUAUUUCAUGGACCCCGGAUGGCUAUGUAGCUGUGGUGAAGAUGAACAACUACCAAAUGUAUCGCCAAAUCACGAGCCCUGGAUGGACCUUAGGAUGGACAUGGGCUAAAAAAGAAGUAAUCUGGUCUAUUGUGGGAGCUCAAGCAACUGAUCAGGGAGACUGCAAGGAGUUCCCUAGUGAUAUUCCUCACUCUUGUGAUAAGAAUCCAAGAAUCAUUGACAUGCAGCCUGGAGUACCAUACAUCCAACAAUUUCAAAAUUGUUGCAAGGGUGGUAUCUUAAGUUCAAUGGGCCAAGAUCCUGCGGAUUCAAUCGCGGCGUUUCAGUUGAGUGUUGGGAACUCGGGGAAUACGUAUAGUACAGUUAGCCCACCAGGGAAUUUCUCCCUGUUGGGCCCGGCUCAAGGCUACACCUGUAGCCCUGUGUCGCUCGUGCCAUCUUCGGUUUCUUUAACAUCUGGUGGACAUAGAAAGACCCGAGCUUUGAUGACAUGGCAAUUGGUGUGCACUUACUCGCAGUUGCGGGCCUCAAAAACUCCAACAUGCUGCGUCUCCAUGUCAUCUUUCUACAACAGUGAGAUUACGCCAUGUCCUUCAUGCGCUUGUGGCUGUAUGAACAAUGAAGCAUGUGUUAAAACACAAUCAACUAUAUCACGAAUAGAAGGUGAUGUUCCCAUGAAGCAAUGCACUCAACACAUGUGCCCAAUUCGGGUUCAUUGGCAUGUCAAAAAGAACUACAACGCGUAUUGGCGUGUGAGGAUCGCCAUCACUAACUUCGGCUACAAUGUAAACUACACCAAAUGGACACUUGUUGCUCAACAUCCAAAUCUAAACAAUAUUGCUGAAGUUAACAGCUUUAUCUACAAGCCUCUUCAUGUUUAUGGAUCCAUAAAUGACACAGGUAUGUUUUAUGGUGUAGAGAAGCUCAAGAACGACGUUGUACUAGAAGCUGGUUCAAACGGAAGUGUGUAUAGCGAGAUGAUUCUUAAGAAAGAUCGAAACAUAUUCACAUUAAAUGAUGGUUGGGCGUUCCCUCGAAAAGUUUACUUCAAUGGUGAUGAGUGCAUAAUGCCAUUGCCUGUUUCUUACCCGUCUCUUCCAAAUUCCGUUAUUCGUGCUUCAAAUAUAGGGCAACUGGUCAUCAUUCAAGUUGUAGUUGCAAUUCUUUAUCAGUCUCUAUGAACUAGACCUGAUUAGAUAUAUGGUUUAGAUAUGUAUCAGUUUUCUAAAUAUAUUAUUGUUAGCAAGAAUCAGAAGUGAGCUACAUCACUCGUGGUGCUAACAUGUUGUGAAAGAAUGUAACUCUCUUGCCUUCUUCUCAUUCAUUCACAUCAAUAUAUAAAGAUUACAAUCAAUCUCCUAUUUUGGAGAGAAUAUUACAUAA